Messenger RNA from Eutrema salsugineum, 1683 nucleotides. Its product is annotated as putative FBD-associated F-box protein At5g56440. The record is from RefSeq and is a predicted model, not a curated record. Gene Ontology annotation, molecular function: protein binding. The transcript is spliced from 2 exons. NCBI's taxonomy places the organism in Eukaryota, Viridiplantae, Streptophyta, Magnoliopsida, Brassicales, Brassicaceae. The coding region runs from base 256 to 1545 and encodes 429 amino acids.
AAAACACUUUCUUCCGAUAAAUAUUGUAAUUAGGAUUCAAGGAUUUCCUUUUGGCUAUAAAAUCUGGCGACAAAGCCAAGCUUAAGCUUUUCUCUUUGAUUCUCAAUUUUCUUCGUAUACUAUUGAGGUUUGAUUGUAAACGUGUGCGUUCUCAUCAUUGCUAGAGUUUACGAGCUUUAGAGAAGCAAUAUGCUUUUUUAACCUUCUUUUUGUUCCCAACGAAAAUCUAGAGACUUUGAACGGGUUAGGUUAGCAAUGGAUAGGAUCAGUUUGUUGCCAGAUGAUUUGAUCUUGAAUAUACUGUUUAUGGUUCCAUCAAAAGAUGCAGUGACAACAAGCCUUUUGUCAAAACGUUGGCGUGAUCUGUGGAAACAUGUGCCAAAGCUUUGGUAUACUGAUCCAUAUGGUGAUAGUGAAUACUGGAGAGCUUCACGUUUUGUUGACAAGUUUUUGUUACUACACAAGGCCCCUGUCCUAGAAACUCUGCAUCUCUCACUUAGUCGUAAUUGUCGUCCUACAGAUAUUGAAAUAUGGAUUCGUAUUGCAGUUUCUCGUGGUUUGCAAAAUCUUGAAUUUUAUCAGCAUAGACCCUGUUACACCCCAAUAAGGUUGCCUAGGAGCCUGUGUACAUGUGAAUCCCUUGUGACUUUACGCCUACAACACGCGAUCAUUGUGGAUGUUCCUUUGAAAAUUUGUUUCCGGUCACUAAAGCUUUUGGCGCUUAUAGCUGUGGAUUUCUCAAGGGAUGAAAUCGUUUAUAGGGUUUUAUCAGGUUGCCCUGUUCUUGAAGCACUGGAAAUGGUUAUAUGCAGCUAUGGCAAAGCGAAAACAUUCACAAUCGCGGUUCCUUCAUUGCAGAGAUUACUAGUCGUGGACACGACAUCUUAUGCACAAGUUCCAGGAGAUGUUGUUGGGAUUGUGAUCAAAGUUCCUUCUUUAAAGACGUUAACGAUUGCUAACCGGUUAAAUUGGGUUUGUCCAGUAGUGAAUAUGCCAAAGCUCGAGAAGGCUACCAUCAAGCUUCCAUAUGGUGAUGCUAAGAAGCUUCUCGGAUGUCUUACCUCAGCCAAACACCUUUCAUUGUGUGUAAAAAAUUCACCAGUGGAUCCUUAUCGGAUAGGCGUCUUCGACCAGCUCGUGUCUCUAACACUCUGUGCAUGCUCUUUAGAUUGGUUCCGUCUAAUACUCAGACAGACUCCUAAACUCCGAGUUCUCCGAUUCCAACUUCAAGUAAAGUUUCUCAGUUUCCUACAUAAUUUUCAGAGAUGUUACAGCAGUAUCGGAGAUGUUCAGACUCGGUGGGAGCGACCGAGUUCUGUUCCUCAAUGUUUGAUUUCGAGUCUCGAAACUGUCGAGUGGAUUGAUUACCGAGGAAGAGAAGCAGAGAGAAAAGUGGUCAUGUAUUUGUUAGAGAACUCUGGACAGCUGAAGACGAUGGCUAUUAGACCCUUAAACUCAACCAUUUUGGAAGAGAGACACAAGAUGCUGCAAGAGCUAUCGUCUACACCGAGGAUUUCUAGCAAAUGUCGGCUUUCGUUCACCUGAAGUUUCGUCGGAUCUCAGACAUGUAGAACUCUUGUCGUUUUAUUCGUAUAGCAUACAUAUCAUUAGUACUUAUGUUGUCUUUGGUCAUAACUUUAUAGGUUUUGACAAACAUUUGAAGGAAAGGGCUUUGUUUUUAAU